GCGAUGUACCUCUGAGGACCAUUCUCGAGGACACUUGUCUGUCGCUUGCACCCUACUGCGUCCACUCAGUAGAAACCCUUCUUCUGCCAGUGACUCUGGAACGCACGGAAGCCAUGACUUCGUCAACGGUCGCUUUCUUUGGGCUCCUGGUGGCUCUGUCGGCCAUCAUUGCGUGCAGCGAAGGGCAAAUACCCGUGCUUGGUGGCUGGCAGAAGCAUAACGUGGGCGAUGACGCAAUCUACGAGGAGUUGGCACACUUUGCUAUCUCCAAGCAAGUUGGAAACAGGCAGUUUUACGACACCGUGCUCGGGCUUGUCGACGUCGAGAGCCAGACGGUAGCUGGUACGAAUUACCGCAUCAAGUUCAAUAUAACUGAAUCGACCUGCAGAGUUACGGAGGCUUACAGCAAGACCACAUGUGUACCCAAGUCCCGAGAGACUGUCAAGGAUGUCUGCACUGCGCAUAUCACUGUUUCUUUGAAGAACGAGCGCUCAUUGAACUCAUUCACCUGCGAGGGCUCUACUGCUACCGCAUAGGAACUGACACAAGUUGCCUGUUCUUCAUAUACUGCGAGUAUACUAACUUUUAUGAAAGAUUGCAUUCAAACAUACCGCGUGAGCUUCAAAUAAAUGGUUCAAGAAAUGCU
Messenger RNA from Dermacentor andersoni, 646 nucleotides. Its product is annotated as cystatin-2-like. The record is from RefSeq and is a predicted model, not a curated record. Lineage: Eukaryota; Metazoa; Arthropoda; Arachnida; Ixodida; Ixodidae. Gene Ontology annotation, molecular function: cysteine-type endopeptidase inhibitor activity. Gene Ontology annotation, cellular component: cytoplasm; vesicle.